GUGUUCAAAUUCUCUUCCUUUGACUCAAUUUCAAUUCAACUCUUUUCUCUUUCUGUUUCUGUGGAAUCAUGGAGAAGACAGGCGGUGACUGGAAGGAGAAGCAGGUAAUACAAUACUACUCUUCAUCGGACCGGAAAUCUACACCGGAGGAACUCCAGCUAGCUGCAAUCGCCGUUAGCCUCAACGUCCGUUUGAGAUCAGCCGAUAUGCCUAUUGCAAUGCAAGAGCGUGCCUUACGUCUCGCCAGAUCGCUCUUUGAUUCGUCUUCUUCUCGCCGUCCUAAUCUCACUCUCCUCGCUCGUUCCAUCAAAAAGGAGUUUGAUCGGUGGUACGGAUUGGCAUGGCACUGUGUAGCGGGGAAGAGUUUUGGAUCGUUCGUAACACACUCGCCGGGAGGAUUCGUAUACUUUUCUGUGGAUUCGUAUUCUUUUCUUCUAUUCAAAACAGAGGUUCAUUUGAUCUCCAACGAUCCACCACCGCCUUGCCGUCGAUGAACUUUUCCGUUUAUUAUACCUUCCGACGACUUGAUACAUAUCAAAUUAACCGGCCUUUUCAGGCGAACCUCUGAAAAUUGCCAAAACUUUUGCCGUUUUGAGUUUGAAUCUCCUUUUCACAUCCGUUAUUACGGCGAAUUGUGCUUGUAAUUAAUCAUCCUACAGUUGCGAUUCAUGUGAAUGAAAAAUAUGAUACCUCAGUAAUUUC
Messenger RNA from Cynara cardunculus var. scolymus (artichoke), 702 nucleotides. Its product is annotated as dynein light chain, cytoplasmic-like. The transcript has 2 exons. Bases 69 to 494 code for a protein of 141 amino acids. NCBI's taxonomy places the organism in Eukaryota, Viridiplantae, Streptophyta, Magnoliopsida, Asterales, Asteraceae. Gene Ontology annotation, molecular function: dynein light intermediate chain binding; dynein intermediate chain binding. Gene Ontology annotation, biological process: microtubule-based process. Gene Ontology annotation, cellular component: dynein complex. The record is from RefSeq and is a predicted model, not a curated record.